GGAGUGGAUUUCAUCAGUAAUGUGGGAUAUGAGGCUCUCAUCCAGAGACUCUGUGAGGGUCGACGAAUGUGCAAAGAUAUGGAGGAGCUCUUGAAGAUGAGGUAGUCCUACAUUGUGUAUGAAAUUAUAUUAUGCCACAAUUAUAAGUUAAGAAAUAUUGUGUUUCCAUUGGAUAGGGCAUCUGCAGAAGAGAGAUAUGGCAAAGAGUUGGUGAUGAUUGCACGCAAGGCAGGGGGACUCUGUGAGAUCAAGUGAGUGGCUCUGCUCUCAAGAUUCAUGGAAACUAAAUACCUUACGUUUUGGUGGAGAGAGAGAGAGGUAUGUGUGAAAUGAAUGUAUCUGCACAUUCUCACAGUUAUUUUCUUUUCACAGCACUUUGGGAGCAUCCCUUGACCAACUCAAAGUCCGUAAGUAGAACACAACUUCAAUUGUCCACCUGUUAGCUAUGCAGCGGCACUCUACUUCAUCCCAGAUUUGUAAUGUUGUCUAACCUCAUGUUUUGUAGAAAUUGAGAACAUUGGAAAUAUACAUCUACAUCUGUCUGGGAUGUUAAAGGAAGAGGUCAAGAGGAUGGAACAGUUCAGGGAGCGACAGAAAGAGCAGAGAAAAAAGGUUUUUGUUUGACAUUUAUAGUAUUCACCCACAUGAGGAAAUUGUACAGGGGUUUUUACUUCUCUCUGACAGACAGGGAAGUAAUGUGGCUACUAUAAUCACCCUAUAAUGUUUCCAGAAUUACUGGAAGGUUUGAGUUGUCCCACCUAAUGUGAAUACCCCAAUCUAAACACUGUAGUGAGGUACAGUACAUAGACUUCUUUAAGUUAGUUUCUCAGGUCAUAUUCUAGGAACCCUGCAUGUCUAAAGACAUGCUAUUGUUAGCUCAUGGUGUUGAAUAUCUACAUAUAUUGUACUAUUAUUUCAUAUACUUUGAUUUCAAAUGUUCAUAACCAUUUGCUGUUUUCCAUGAUAAAUGACAGAAAGAGUAUCAGUGGUUAGAUUAGAUCAAUCCACUAUUGAUCUGUAAUUGAUCAGCUAUUUGUGCAUCAGUCAUAGUAUACUUUCCUCUGUCUCAGUUUGAAGGCAUCAUGGACAAGGUUCAGAAGAUGAAGGUGUCUUUAUACAAGAAAACAAUGGAGGUGAGCACAGUUCCUACCAAAAACCAUCUUCAUUUCUUUAUCUGUAUGCUCAUUUGUGUGACGUCAAACCCUUAACCUUAUAGUUAUGUUUGUCUGUGGUAGGUAGGGCUUGAUGCCUGGGCCUUGAAACGUUCACAUUAAGUAACUCAAUGUGUCAAGGUUAUUUUAGCUUUACUUACAAAGAACCUUUGGUUAGUAUGGUUCAAGAAAACCAUAAUGUUUUUCUGUCAGGCAAAAUUAUAUGCCAGUAAGUGAAUUGGUUAUGUACACAAAAAAAACAAGGCGCACCACCAAGCAGAUAGAAAUGGAAACAAAGAGGGCCAUUAAAGUCAAGAGAGAGGAUGAAGGAGAAAGACAAGAGCUGAGGAAGGAGUGUAGAGGUGGAACAAGCUGAAGUGUAAAUGUGAGUGCACAAUAUGUACUGUAGAUACACAAUGCAUACAAAGCUAUGUGGACACCCCUUCAAAUUACUGGAUUUGGCUAUUUCAGCCACACCCGUUCCUGACAGGUGUAUAAAAUCGAACACACAGUCAUGCAAUCUCCAUAGACAAACAUUGGCAGUAGAAUGGCCUUACUGAAGAGCUCAGUAACUUUCAACGUGGCAACCGUCAUAGGAUGCCACCUUUCCAACAAGUCAGUUUGUCAAAUUUCUGCCCUGCUAGAGCUGCCCCGGUCAACUGUAAGUGCUGUUAUUGUGAAGUGGAAACAUCUAGGAGCAACAACGGCUAAGCUGCGAAGUGGUAGGCCACACAAGCUCACAGAAUGGGACCACCGAGGGCUGAAGCCCGUAGCGCGUAAAAAUAAUCUGUCCUCAGUUGCAACACUCACUACCGAGUUCCAAACUGCCUCUGGAAGCAACGUCAGCACAAUAACUGUUCGUCGGGAACUUCAUGAAAUGGGUUUCCAUGGCCGAGCAGCCGCACACAAGCCCAAGAUCACCAUGCGCAAUGCAAAGGGUCGGCUGGAGUGGUGUAAAGCUCGCCACCAUUGGACUCUGAGCAGUGGAAACGUGUUCUCUGGAGUGAUGAAUCACGCUUCACCAUCUGGCAGUCCGACGGACGAAUCUGGGUUUGGCAGAUGCCAGGAGAACGUUACCAUAGUGCCAAUUGUAAAGUUUGGUGGUGGAGGAAUAAUGGUCUGGGGCUGUUUUUCAUGGUUCGGGCUAGGCCCCUUAGUUCUAGUGAAGGGAAAUCUUAACCAUACAGCAAACAAUGACAUUGUAGACGAUUCUGUGCUUCCAACUUUGUGGCAACAGUUUGGGUAAGGCCCUUUACUGUUUCAGCAUAACAAUGCCCCUGUGCACAAAGCGAGGGCCAUACAGAAAUGGUUUGUCGAGAUCGGUGUGGAAGAACUUGACUGGCUUGCACAGAGCCCUGACCUCAACCCAAUCGAACAUCUUUGGGAUGAAUUGGAAAGCAGACUGCGAGCCUUCCCAGAAGAGUGGAGGCUGUUAUAGCAGCAAAGGGGGGACCAACUUCAUAUUAAAGCCCAUGCUUUUGGAAUGAGAUGUUCGACGAGCAGUUGUCCAGAUACUUUUGGUCAUAUAGUGUGUGUGAAUUCUGUGGCAAGCUGAGGAAGUGCCUCUCAGCUAAGCAAAUCCUGCACUGUCUGAUGUAUCUUAGUCUCUCUGCUUACAGAUUGCACUUUAUGUUCCUCAUCUUGCAGCAGCUUCCUGUAAAGUUUAAAAUAAUAACAGCUGUCAUUAUCUAAUAAUUGGAGGUAUGUACAUUGUGUAGUUUUGUAAACCAGACAAGAGGUUUCCUUUCUGUGUGUCCUUUCCCUCCCAGUCUAAAAGGUCAUAUGACCAGAGGUGCAGAGAGGCGGAUGAGGCAGAGCAAGUUGCUGCGAGGAUGAGCAGAGUAGCUACCACCACAUCCAAGCAGGCUGAGAGGGUAAAUCACUUUACUCUUCCCAUCCACACUGGACAACACAUCUACUAACCUGACAAUGGGAACAAGGCUUAGAAAUAGACCAUUAAGUUGAAUGAAAUUAGAGCAUAGUACUCCCUCUGAGUACUUGUGUAAGAUUGACCUACAACUACUGUAUGUUCAGUCUGUACAUGUUUAGAAUUGUUGGAAUAAUUACAAAGGAUGUGUAUUGCAGAGGAUGUUAGACUUUCAUCAUAGAGUGAAUGUAAACACGCAUUCUGCACUGUUGCUGUGUGGGACAUUAAGUAAAACCCUUGUUCAUGGAGAUUAACGCAACCUUCCCCUUCAACUGAGUGUUGAAAUAGAAAGGAUUUCCAAUUAUGUCAUUGGAAGAUAAUUUCCGUACUCUUUAGUACUGACAUUUAUGCAAUUGUUUCCUGUCAGUCACAGUAAAUUCCUGUUCUUUUGCAGGUGCAUAACAAGUCUAAGCAGUGCAGGGAGGCAGCAGGAGAGGCAGGUAAGGGAUACUAGGCUAGUGAGCUCUUAUCUUUUCAAAUGUUUUUCUAAAUACUGUCGCUCUACUACGAAUAAAGGCAGUCUAUGACUUGGUUAAUAAAAAAAUUACGAUUAAUCCAGUAAAAAUUAAUGUAUAGAAUUUAUUACACGAGACAAAAUUCACAAAUUCUACAGCACAACGGCAGUCAUGUCUUAAGUGUAAAACUAACAAUGUCUCAAUAAUCCAUGCCUUCUGGGAAUGCUAGAAAGUCCAAAAGUUAGGGGCGGAGUUAGACAGUUGGCUGUCAGAAGUAUUACAAUGUGGUAAAUUUACUUUUAAUCCGUCUGCUUGUAUAUUUCAAGACAUGGCAUAUGAGGAUGCAGUGAGCUACCCGAUGGGUUGGACAAUACUUUUCUCGUCAAACAUCUUGAAAAAACGUGUAUACUUAAACUGGAAAUCAACCAAUCCUCCAUCGUUAACACAAUGGAAAUGUCAAAUGUUUUAUUAUCUAAAUGUUGAAAGUGCGUGGGCGACGGAGAGAAACAAAAUGGAGCAGUUUGAGGCCAUGUGGCAGAGAGUGAUGCGGGCGCUGGAGAUGAGGUUGUGAGGGAGCAGGAGGGUCAGGUGUGAGGUCGUUGAUGUUUGUGUGUCUGUAUGCUGUCAUUUGUUUGUGUAUGUUUUGUAAUAUAAAAAUAAAAUAAAAGGUGAGGUGAGAGAAACAUAAAGGACUGUGUAUUAUCUGAGUACCACCUUUUCUUCUUUGUCUGCAGAAAAACAAUACAGGUCAAACAUUGAACAGCUAGACAAGAUUCGUCAAGAAUGGGAAACUACACACGAGAGUAUUUGUGAGGUACAUUGAGCCAUAUUCUGAUGUUAGUCCUAGCAAAGAAUUCCAGUUGGAUUGUACAGUAUGAUGAGACACACUUUUCUUAAAUGACGUAAAUAUUUGCUGUUAGACCAGCUGCUGGUCCACAGAUUGUUGUAAAAAGGGGAUGUCCAUCCUAUACAGAUUAAUCAUACAAUGGAGAUUUGGUUUGCAGGUCUUUCAGCAGCAGGAGGGAGAUCGUAUCAACAUCCUGAGGAAUGCCAUCUGGGUCCACUGUAACCAAUUCUCAAUGCAAUGUGUCGAAGAUGAUGAGGUUGGUGAAGUUUGUCUUCUCUUACCAUGUUGUACUAUAAUCCAGUAUGUAAGACAAUAUACAGAAUUUGUAUCAACUGUACCAUAUAGAAGCUAUAAUAACUACUAGAUUAUAACUGGUCUGUAGAGCUGAUUAGUAAUGAAUAAAGAAAGUAAAUUGAAUGUGUUUGAGCCGUGCCCCAAAUGUACUUUCAGUGUUAUGAAGAAGUGAGGAAAACUCUAGAACUGUGUGACAUCACUGCAGAUAAUGACUGCUUUGUUGAAAUGAAAAGCACUGGCUCAAGUCCACCAGGUAAGUACAGUACACCACCUGUCCAGUUUGCUGGUUUGUGUACAUGAAUAUGUUCCAGGUCUGAACAUUUCAAUAUUAUCUCUAAACUCUUUAAAUGUCAACUUAGUAAAACAUUGAUGAGAAUAGAGUGCCUUUGGGAAACUAUUCAGACUCCUUGGAUUUCUUCAUAUUUAAUUGACAUUUUUUGUCAACAAUCUACCCAAAAUACUCUUUAAUGGCAAAGUGGAAUAAUACAAAAUAAAUAAUAAUAAUAAUACAAAAGUAAUAACUAAAAUAUAGUCAUUGCAUAAGUAUUCAGCUCCCUGAGUCAAUACAUGUUAUAAACACCUUUGGCAUCGAUUACAGCUGUGAGUUUUGUUGGGUAAGUCUCUAAGAGUUUUGCACACCUGGAUUGUGCAAUAUUUGCCCAUUAUUCUUUUCAAAAUGUUCAAGCUCUAUCAAGAUGUUGGGGAUUAUUGCUAUACAGCAAUUUUCAAAACUUGUCAUAGAUUUUCAAGUAGAUUUAAGUCAAAACUAUAACGUGGCCACUCAGGAACAUUCACUGUCUUCUUGGUAAGCGACUCCAGUGUAGAUUUGGCCUUGUGUUGUAGGUUAUUGUCCUGCUGAAAGGGGAAUUCCUCUUCCAGUCUCUGGUGUGAAGCAGACUGAAGCAGGUUUUCCUCUAGGAUUUUGCCUGUGCUUAGCUUCAUCCCGUUUCUUUUUAUUCUGAAAAACUCCCCAGUAUUUGCCGAUAUCAAGCAUACCCAUAACAUGAUGCAGCCACCACCAUGCUUGAAAAUAAGGAGGCAGUUACUCAGUGAUGUGUUGUGUUGGAUUUGCCCCAAACAUAAGGCUUUACAUUUAGGCCAAGUAUUACUUUACAAGAUCCAUCCUCAGUUUUCUCCCAUCACAGCCAUUGAACUCUGUAACUGUUUUAAAAUCACCAAUGGCCUCAGGUUAACAUCCCUAAGCAGUUUCAUUCCUGUCCUGCAGCUCAGUUCAGAAGGACAACUGUAUCUUUGAUGUGUCUGGGUGGUUUAAUACAUAAUCCACAGCAUAAUUAUUAACUCGACCAUGCUUAAAGAGAUAUUCAAUGUCUGAUUUGUUAUUGUUACCUAUCUACCAAUCACUGCCCUUCAUUCUGAGGCUUUCGAAAAGCUCCCUGGUCUUUGUAGUUUAAUCUGUGCUUGAAAUGCAAUACUUAACUGAGGGACCUUACAGAGGUUGUAUGUAUGGAGGACAGAGGAAAGUGUUAGUCAUUCAAAAAUCAUGUAAAUCGUGUCAGAAAUAUAUUUGCGAUUUUCACUAUCACAAUUAUCGGCGCAGUUGCUGGCAUUGGCACAAAGGGGUUGGGUUUUGAUGAGUCUUGGCCCCUCACUGGCCAAUCAGAACGUGCUCCAUGGUGAAAUAUGUGGCUUCAAGUUGUGUAUUUACAGUAUUUCAUGUAUUGCCUUGGAAUCAAUUCCAAUGUUAGUCCCUUAAAGUUUGUUAAAUGGCUUACAGAAACGAAAUAACAAAAUGUAGACCUAUCUUUGCUAAAUACAUUAACUUGAACCCAUUUGCAGUCCACAUUGUUCCAAGUAAUUACAUGGGCUAGGCCUACUGUAAAUUGCAUUAUGGCUGAGCAUGGACAUGCCAAACAUUUUCAAUAAGCAAGGUUUAAAUUAAUUAUUAAUAAGGCCUGCAAAGAGAAUGAAUAAUUAUAAUCAAAUUCUACAGGCACCAUCAUUUCUCCCCGUGGGCAUGUAAUAUUAAAAGAACGCAGACUAUAGACGGUUUUACUCACAUCCAAAACUGGACCUGCUUGGCUAAAAUAAUGUGGGCCUGCUUACAAUGCAUGGAUAAAAAGGGAAUGUCCACCCUGCCCAUCUGAGCGCAAGCUAGUUGAUAUAAGACAGGUAAAUUGCCGAACCUCGAGUUAGGGCUGAAAAUGCCAGUGCGGCAGUUUUUACAUGACAAAAUAUACAUGACAAAAUAAAGUGCGUUUGACACUCGCGCCGCCUUAACGGCAGCCGAAAAUAGAGGCCUAUGUAACUUAUUUUACUCCUGAACUAAUUUAGGCUUGCCUAAACAAAGGGGCUGAAUACUUAUGCAACAACUAUUUUAGUUAUGAAUUCUUUAUUUUAAUAAAAAUAAAUAAAAGAAAGUAGAUAUAAAUCCAUUUUAAUCCCACUUUGUAACACAAUAAAAUGUGAAGAAAUCCAAGGGGUCUGAAUACUUUUGCAAGUCACUGUAUGUGGCCACAUGGAGAAAUAAUGUGUUCCCCCUUUGUUUGCACUUUGCAGUGCACCCACCUCGCUGUGAUACACACUUUACUUAGGCCUUGGGUGAGUUUGCUUUGCUAAAUGCCUGUGGUUUAUUCCCAGCUCCCAUUGUGUUUGAGAACUAUUAUGAGGGGGAGCCCUCGACAGACAGCAAUGGCGGUGCCUGCUUUGUAGGAGGAGUUAUGAAGAGGUUAGAGACACUUAUAAAUAGUUUUUAUUGCACUACAACAAUGCAUAUUUGAAAUCAUGCAACCAUCAAAACAACAUCUUUACAAUGUGAAACAAAAUAAGUUCUGUUUAAUUACUUUUAGGUUUUCAAACCUUUUGCAAGGGAACUCAACGGCUGGCUCUAAAACAAACGUCAAUGACUGUUCACAGCCACUAGCACCACCUACUGGUAUGUAUGCUGCAAAAAUUACUGUAACUACACUGAACAAAAAUAUAAAUGCAACAUGUUAGAUGUUGGUCCUGUGUUUCAUGAGCUGAAAUAAAAGAUCCCAGAAAUGUUCCAUACGCACAAAAAGCUUAUUUCACUCAACUGUUGUGCACAAAUUUGUUUACAUCCCUGUCAGUGAGCAUUUCUCUUUUGCCAAGAUAAUCCAUCCACUUGACAGGUGUGGCAUAUCAAGAAGCUGAUUAAACAGCAUGAUCAUUACACAGGUGCACCUUGUGCUGGGGACAAUAAAAGGUCACUCUAAAAUGUGCAGUUCUGUCACAACACAAUGCCACAUAUGUCUCUUUGAGUGAGCGUGCAAUUGGCAUAGUGACUGCAGGAAUGUCCACCAGAGCUGUUAAAACGUUGUUUUAGAGAAUUUUGCACCCAACCGGCCUCACAACCGCAGACCACGUGUAACCAUGCCAGCCCAGGACCUCCACAUCCGGCUUCUUCAACUGCGGAAUCGUCUGAGACCAGCCACCCAGACAGCUGAUGAAACAGUGGGUUUGCACAAACGAAGAAUUUCAGCUCAAACUGUCAGAAACCGUCUCAGGAAAGCUCAUCUGCGUGCUCGUCAUCCUCACCAGGGUCUUGACUUGACUGCAGUUUGGCAUUGUAACCGACUUCUGCGGGCAAAUGCUCACCUUCGAUGGCCACUGGCACGCUGGAUAAGUGUGCUCUUCACGGAUCAAUCCCAGUUUCAACUGUACCAGGCAGAUGGCAGACAACUUGUAUAGCGUCGUGUGGACGAGCAGUUUGCUGAUUUACAUUUACGUCAUUUAGCAGACGCUCUUAUCCAGAGCGACUUACAAAUUGGUGCAUUCACCUUAUAGCCAGUGGGAUAACCACUUUACAAUUUAUUUAUUUAAUUUUGGGGGGGGUAGAAGGAUUACUUUAUCCUAUCCCAGGUAUUCCUUAAAGAGGUGGGGUUUCAAGUGUCUCCGGAAGGUGGUGAGUGACUCCGCUGUCCUGGCGUCGUGAGGGAGCUUGUUCCACCAUUGGGGUGCCAGAGCAGCGAACAGUUUUGACUGGGCUGAGCGGGAACUGUGCUUCCGCAGAGGUAGGGGGGCCAGCAGGCCAGAGGUGGAUGAACGCAAUGCCCUCGUUUGGGUGUAGGGACUGAUCAGAGCCUGAAGGUACGGAGGUGCCGUUCCCCUCACAGCUCCGUAGGCAAGCACCAUGGUCUUGUAGCAGGGGUGACGUGAGAGCACUUGGGGAGGUUGAACACCAGACGGGCUGCGGCAUUCUGGAUGAGUUGUAGGGGUUUAAUGGCACAGGCAGGGAGCCGAGCCAACAGCGAGUUGCAGUAAUCCAGACGGGAGAUGACAAGUGCCUGGAUUAGGACCUGUGCCGCUUCCUGUGUAAGGCAGGGUCGUACUCUCCGAAUGUUGUAGAGCAUGAACCUACAGGAUCGGGUCACCGCCUUGAUGUUAGCGGAGAACGACAGGGUGUUGUCCAGGGUCACGCCAAGGCUCUUCGCACUCUGGGAGGAGGACACAACGGAGUUGUCAACCGGGAUGGCGAGAUCAUGGAACGGGCAGUCCUUCCCCGGGAGGAAGAGCAGCUCCGUCUUGCCAAGGUUCAGCUUGAGGUGGUGAUCCGUCAUCCACACUGAUAUGUCUGCCAGACAUGCAGAGAUGCGAUUCGCCACCUGGUUAUCAGAAGGGGGAAAGGAAAAGAUUAGUUGUGUGUCUUCUGCGUAGCAAUGAUAGGAGAGGCCAUGUGAGGAUAUGACAGAGCCAAGUGACUUGGUGUAUAGCGAGAAUAGGAGAGGGCCUAGAACUGUGCCCUGGGGGACACCAGUGGUGAGAGCACGUGGUGCGGAGACAGCUUCUCGCCACGCCACUUGGUAGGAGCGACCGGUCAGGUAGGACGCAAUCCAAGAGUGAGCCGCGCCGGAGAUGCCCAGCUCGGAGAGGGUGGAGAGGAGGAUCUGAUGGUUCACAGUAUCAAAGACAGCAGACAGGUCUAGAAGGACAAGAGCAGAGGAGAGAGAGUUAGCUUUAGCAGUGCGGAGAGCCUCCGUGACACAGAGAAGAGCAGUCUCAGUUGAAUGACCAGUCUUGAAACCUGACUGGUUUGGAUCAAGAAGGUCAUUCUGAGAGAGAUAGCAAGAGAGUUGGCUUAAGCAUAAGCUACGGAUAACGAACACAAUUGCAUUUUAUCGAUGGCAAUUUGAAUGCAGAGAGAUACCGUUUUUGUUAAGGUAUAUGUGACCAACAGAUGCAUAUCUGUAUUCCCAGUCAUGUGAAAUCCAUAGAUUAGGGCCUAAUUUAUUUAUUUAAAUUGACUGAUUUCCUUAUAUGAAAUGUAACUCAAUAAAAUCUUGUUGCAUGUUGCGUUUAUAUUUCUGUUCAAUGUAAAUACAUUAAGUGUGGUACUUUUCAGUGUGUGUAGGACUGUCAAUAGAAACAAUUUUGUGGACAGGGUAAGGGAGAUCAUGUUUUUCCACAGUCAUUACAUUGUUACUUGUCAGGUAAAAACUGAGACUGAGAGGAUCACGAUGUAUGUUAUUUUUCUAUGCUCCCUCAUAACAAUGCAUUGUGUUGAUCUUAAAGGGAAAAGUCUUGUUCCAAUCAUAAUUUGGAAACAGUAAUAGCCCAUAACUUUAUCAUGUAGGUUUUCCAUCUAUUUAUUUGACCACCAGGGGGCACAAACAUCUGAAUUCAGGUCAACUGUCCCUUAACCUAACGUAGCAGGCGAUGAAAUACGCCUGAGCGGAGUUCCCCCUUCUGUUUUUCAGGGGAAACUAAAAUUAGGUUAGAAAUACUGUAUCCCUGAAAUCCAGAAACGUCCGCUUUCUGCCAUCGCUGCUAAGGGUGACUGUCCCUUGGCGUAAAAGUAUAUGUUUGAGCAAUAUUAAGCAGGGUCUGACAUCACAUGGGAUUACUUUUUCAGUUGUCAAUAGAGGUAGUAAUGAUGUUUCAAACUGCCAGUUGCUUGACCCAAUAACUGAUUAAUCUGCUUGCCUCUAUGUGUAAUCCUUAGCCGACACAUCAGAUGGAGUGUACGCCUCCAUUCCUGGAUUUCAGCGAGUGGAGCCAACCAUCUCUGAGAGCAGAGAGGAGUACCAGGCUCUAUAUGACUAUGUGGCUCAGGUCAGAAUGCGCUGACACUCUAUAUGCCUGCAUUCAACAUAUAGGCCUACACUAAUAAUGAGUGGAUUCACGUUUCUGUGACAUUUGAACCACAACUUAACUAACCCGGCCUUGUCCUUGUCCAUCUCUAGGGUGAGGACGAGCUGUCCAUGUUUGCAGGGGAGACGGUUGUGGUCAUUGAACAAGAUCUGGAUGGCUGGUGGACUGUGGAGAGAAACGGCCUGUCAGGACUGGUCCCUGGAUCCUAUCUGGCCAAAGAAUGA
Molecule: messenger RNA, 10967 nt
Organism: Coregonus sp. 'balchen'
Lineage: Eukaryota; Metazoa; Chordata; Actinopteri; Salmoniformes; Salmonidae
Source: the annotation of a GenBank genome assembly